CUGACAUCGGACCUCCGACCCGUUGCACUACUCGAGCUUUAAGAACCACCAUGUCUUUCCCCGCCUACACACCCAAGGCCCGCGUGCAGAGGCCUGCGCCCGCCUUCUCUGGCACCGCUGUCGUUGACGGCACCUUCGAGGGUGCCCUCACCCAGUACACAUCCAACAAGCAAUGGCUUGUCCUGGGCUUCGUCCCCAUGGCCUGGACCUUCGUCUGCCCGACCGAGAUCCUCGCCUUCAGUGACCGCGCCUCCGACUUCGAAGCGCGCGGAGCCCGCGUCGUCUUCGCAUCCACAGACUCCGAGUACUCGCUGCUGGCCUGGACCAGCGCCUCGAAGAAGGACGGCGGCCUCGGCAAGAUCAACAUCCCGCUGUUGUCGGACAAGAACCAUACCAUCAGCAAGGACUACGGCGUUCUGAUCGAGGAGGAGGGCAUUGCGCUGCGCGGCCUGUUCCUCAUUGACCCCAACGGUGUGCUCCGCCAGAUCACCAUCAACGAUCUCCCUGUUGGCCGUAGCGUUGACGAGGCCCUGCGUCUGAUCGACGCCUUCCAGUUCACAGACAAGUACGGCGAGGUUUGCCCUGCGAACUGGAACCCGGGCAUGGACACCAUCAAGGCUACGCCCGAGGGCAUCAAGGAGUACCAUAGCAAGAACUUGGAUGAGAAGAUGAGUGAUGCCAAGGCUACCAACGGCACUCACUGA
This is a messenger RNA of Macroventuria anomochaeta, 704 nucleotides long. RefSeq names its product thioredoxin-like protein. NCBI's taxonomy places the organism in Eukaryota, Fungi, Ascomycota, Dothideomycetes, Pleosporales, Didymellaceae. Gene Ontology annotation, biological process: cellular response to stress; response to oxidative stress; cell redox homeostasis. Gene Ontology annotation, molecular function: thioredoxin peroxidase activity. The record is from RefSeq and is a predicted model, not a curated record. The coding region runs from base 51 to 704 and encodes 217 amino acids. The transcript is spliced from 2 exons. Gene Ontology annotation, cellular component: cytosol.